Messenger RNA from Arctia plantaginis, 291 nucleotides. The record is from the annotation of a GenBank genome assembly. NCBI's taxonomy places the organism in Eukaryota, Metazoa, Arthropoda, Insecta, Lepidoptera, Erebidae.
AUGGCGUCGGGUCUAGAGAAUUAUGUGAAUCAAACAGUGUCCGUUAUAACCUCAGACGGUCGAAACUUUAUUGGUACUCUAAAAGGUUUUGACCAGACUAUAAACAUAAUAUUGGAUGAAUCGCACGAACGUGUUUUCUCUUCAUCGACUGGUGUGGCGCAGGUGGUUCUUGGACUGCAUAUAAUUCGAGGUGACAACGUUGCAAUAGUGGGCCAAAUAGAUGAAUCAAUUGACAGCAGAUUAGACCUUGGUAAUAUAAAAGCUGAGCCUCUAGGAUCUAUUGUACAUUAA